Trichoderma virens Gv29-8 is the source of this 591-nucleotide messenger RNA. RefSeq lists its product as uncharacterized. The transcript has 3 exons. Lineage: Eukaryota; Fungi; Ascomycota; Sordariomycetes; Hypocreales; Hypocreaceae. The record is from RefSeq and is a predicted model, not a curated record. Gene Ontology annotation, cellular component: membrane; cytoplasm. Bases 1 to 591 code for a protein of 196 amino acids.
AUGAUAUUGGACGCCAAAGUUACGGAGGCCACGAUCCAGGCCACGCUGCUCAAUGGAUUGUCUGGAGUAUGCGCUCAGGGCAUCACCGCCUAUAGGAACAAGUCGUUCGAUGAAGUCGAGCUAGAAUCCAUUCUGCGGUUUGUUGUGUACUCGGCUCUUGUUACACCCCCCAAUUACAAGUGGCAAGAAUUCCUGGAACGCAAAUGGCCGUCCAGAACACCUAUCGAUGAACCUUCUCCGGACUCAAAAUCGGAUUCAAAAUCGUCGGAAAAGCUCAGCCAGACUGUAGUCAAAGACCGUCUCAAUAUAACUAAUACGGCAAUCAAGUUCAUAUUAGACCAGUCGAUUAGCGCACCAAUUAAUACGGUGGCCUUUCUAUAUCUCAUGGGUGGUAUGACAUUCCAAAGUAAUGCUCAGAUUUGGAGCAACAUCCAGCAUGACUUCUGGCCCAUGCUAAUUGCGGGAUAUCGCGUGUGGCCCCUCGUUGGGCUGCUGAACUUGAGUGUCGUGCCUUUCGACUACCGACAACUGGUUGGCAGCACAGCGGGCCUGUUUUGGGGCAUUUUCUUGAGUCUUAAUAAAAUGACAUAG